AUGUACCCUCCACCGUCAUUCAACGUACCACCACCUCCAAUAGUAAAACCACCAAUUAUAAAUCUUCCAGCUUCAGUACUAAGUACCCCGCCUCCAGUAAUGAGUACCCCACCUCCAAUAAUAAACAACACCAAUUACUCCAACCAAUACGCCAGCAAUCCUUAUUACUCCGGAUACCCAAACAACUACGCUUAUCCAUACCAAAACUACCCUGACAUAAGCCAAGGCUACUACACUGCCGAAGCGAGUACCAAUCCUCAAUGGAAGUCAUAUGACUCAACAGAUCGUUGGCAAUCCAUUCCCAGUAACAGUACCAACAAUUGUAGUAACUCACCCGCCGACACUUGGUCAAGCGCGCUUAAAAAAGACCGCUGGAGUAACUCUGAGCCUUUAAAAAAAAACUACCACAAAGAGAGAAAGACUGACCCGCAAAUAUCAGAAAGAAAAUCUAGUUGGACUUCCUCUAGGUCUCCGAAUUACGUUAGUAGAUCUACCAGUAAGGAGCACCGCGAUCGCUACAACGAUCGUGAUGGUAAAGAAAAAUACUCCAGCGAAGAAACUGAAAGAAAAUCGCGGAGAGACGACAGUCACAGCCGAAGCAGGAGCAAGGAUGAUUAUUCAAGCUCCAGGUCCAGCAGAAGAAGGUCCAGGACUCCUGAGUCUCCCCGAAGUGCUUCUCAUUCUUCCAAAGCACUUAGAAAAAAGAAAACUGAGCGCGAAAUGCUCCUAGAAAAAUAUCGGCGCAAUUAUUGCGCGACUAGUUACGACAUCGAGAGAAAAAUUGAUGAGCUGGGUCCCGAAGGGAUUCUCGAGUGUGACAAAAAAGUUUGGACCCGCGCAGCUCCAGCUGAUCUUUAUUACACAAGGGAUGAAAACAACCCAAAGGUCAUGAGAGCUACCCCCAAGCUCAAAGAACUUACCGACAAUUUUAAACGCUCGCUUUUAGACAGGGCUAAUGUGGCCAGAGCUAAGUACUCGCCUUACGAGCCACCGCCUCGAAGAACCAAAGCAAAGUUGUGCAGGCACAAGUCUGAGGCUUGCAGUUCCUCGGACAGCGACAGUGAUAGCUCAAUUGAUGAUGAUGAUCGUACUAUGGAGGAAUUGAUGGCCAAAAAACAACAUCCUCAGCGUCUGCAUCCAGAGAUGUGGUUCAACGACCCGGGAGAGAUGAACGACGGUCCGCUGUGUAGAUGCAGCGCUAAAUCUCGCCGCUCGGGAAUUCGUCACGGAAUUUACGCCGGUGAAGGGUCUGUUUAUAAUUGUGACUUGGACAGUAAUAACGCUGAUAAAUUGUAUCACUACCGAAUUACAAUAAGCCCCCCUACAAAUUUUCUAACCAAAACCCCAACUAUUAUCGAACACGAUGAACACGAGUUUAUUUUCGAAGGAUUUUCAAUGCUCUCCCACUUCCCGCUUGUAAAGCUACCUACCUGCAAGGUGAUAAGAUUUAAUAUCGAGUAUACAAUUUUGUACAUUGAAGAAAAACUCCCGGAGAAUUUUACAAUAAAUGAAUUAAAUUACUUCCAAGAGUAUCUUUUCAAAGAAAUUUUAGAGCUCGUAGAUUUCAAUUUACAUUCCGCGCAAAAUUAUACCGGGUGUGGUCAGUUCCAUUUCAUGCCUAGGUUUGUAAGAGAUCUUCCUGAUAAAGGCCAAGAGAUACUAUCGAUGAACGAAGUUCUGAAUUAUUUAAUAAAAAGCAGCACUUCUUUGAUCGAAGCCGAAGAAUUAGAUCGUCUUAUAGCGAUGCCCCAGUACGAGUGGCAAAAUUAUGCAGACUUGGUAAAAGGAAUGGUGGUGACUUAUCCCGGAAAGAAGCCUUGCAGUGUUAGAGUGGAUCAAUUAGAUAGAACUCAAGGAGACCAGCCUCCUGGAAUCACAGCUUAUCCAGAAAUAGUUCACUUCGGAAUCCGGCCGCCUCAAUUAAGCUACGCCGGGAACGCAGAUUACCAAAAAGCCUGGCGAGACUACGUUAAAUUCCGACAUUUGCUGGCCAAUAUGCCCAAGCCUUCUUUCGAGGACAAGAGAAAGUUAGAAGCGAAAGAAAAUCGGCUACAGGAGCUGCGGACUCAGAGCAAAAUGAAGCGGGACGUUACUGUUGAUGUAAGUUCCGAAGGAUUCUUCAGAACUGGGAUAAUGUGCGACAUGGUUCAGCACGCGAUGCUCAUCCCCGUGCUGGUGUGUCAUUUAAGGUUCCAUAAAUCUCUGGACAACCUUGAGGAAACUCUAAAGUACAAAUUUAAGAACCGCUAUUUAUUACAACUCGCUCUUACGCAUCCCAGCUACCGAGAAAAUUUUGGAACUAAUCCCGAUCAUGCGCGUAACUCGCUAACUAAUUGCGGAAUUAGCCAGCCCGAGUACGGCGACCGGAGGAUUCAUUAUAUGAACACCAGGAAGCGUGGGAUAAACACUUUGAUAAAUAUCAUGUCGAGAUUCGGCGCUAGGAGAGAAACUGAGUCUUCAAUUGCGCACAAUGAAAGACUUGAGUUCCUCGGAGACGCUGUUGUGGAGUUUCUUACCUCCAUACACUUAUUCCACAUGUUCCCUGAUCUUGAAGAAGGAGGCUUGGCUACUUAUCGAGCUGCUAUUGUUCAGAAUCAGCACUUGGCUGUGCUAGCAAAGAAAUUGAACUUAGAGCAGUACAUGCUUUACGCUCACGGGAGCGACCUUUGUCAUGAUUUGGAACUGAGACACGCAAUGGCUAAUUGCUUUGAGGCACUUAUGGGGUCGCUGUUCCUUGAUGGGGGAAUUCAUGUAGCUGAUAGGGUUUUUGGAGAGACCUUAUUUCAAAAUGAACAAGAUUUAGGAAAUGUUUGGGUGAAUUAUCCGAGGCAUCCGCUUCAAGAGCAGGAGCCUACUGGAGAUAGGCAGUGGAUUCCGAGCUUUGAAUUGCUUCAAAAGUUAACAAAGUUUGAAAAAUCUAUCGGCAUUGAAUUUAAGCAUGUAAGAUUGCUAGCCAGAGCUUUUACUGAUAGGAGCAUCGGGUACACUAAUUUAACACUUGGUUCCAAUCAGAGGCUUGAAUUUUUGGGCGAUACUGUUUUGCAAUUAAUUGUGUCGGAGUAUUUGUACAAAUAUUUCCCGGAGCAUCAUGAAGGUCACUUGUCGUUGCUUCGUAGCUCGUUGGUUAAUAAUAAGACUCAAGCUGUUGUCUGCGAUGAUUUGGGAAUGACGCAGUAUGCUUUGUACGGGAAUCCCAAAGCGGAAUUGAAGACUAAAGAUCGAGCUGAUUUGUUGGAAGCGUUUCUUGGUGCGCUUUAUGUUGAUAAAGGCUUGGAGUUUUGUCAUGUUUUUUGCAACGUCUGUUUCUUCCCGAGAUUGCAGAAUUUUAUUAUGAAUCAGGACUGGAACGACCCGAAGAGCAAGCUUCAGCAGUGUUGCUUGACGCUGAGGACUAUGGACGGAGGAGAGCCGGACAUUCCGGUUUAUAAAGUUAUUGAGUGCAAGGGACCGACUAAUACUAGGGUUUAUACAGUCGCGGUUUAUUUUCAAGGAAAGAGGUUGGCUAAAGCUUCAGGGCACAGUAUUCAGGAGGCUGAGAUGAACGCUGCCAAGGAAGCUCUGGAAAAUUCUCAGGAAUUAUUUCCCCAGCUGGAUCAUCAGAAAAGGGUUAUUGCUAAGAGUAUGAAGAUGCAGAGAUGGCCUAAGUCUAGGGAUAGAAUUGCUGAGAAGUCGGACGAUGAGGAUUCAGGGAGCCAAAGAAGGCGCGAGAGGAGGAGAAGGAAAAGUCGGGAUGCUUCUGAUGAUAGUGAAUAG
Molecule: messenger RNA, 3753 nt
Organism: Cotesia congregata
Lineage: Eukaryota; Metazoa; Arthropoda; Insecta; Hymenoptera; Braconidae
Source: the annotation of a GenBank genome assembly